Messenger RNA from Cebus imitator (Panamanian white-faced capuchin), 1565 nucleotides. Its product is annotated as ankyrin repeat domain-containing protein 30A-like. NCBI's taxonomy places the organism in Eukaryota, Metazoa, Chordata, Mammalia, Primates, Cebidae. The transcript has 7 exons. The record is from RefSeq and is a predicted model, not a curated record. The coding region runs from base 3 to 1565 and encodes 520 amino acids. Gene Ontology annotation, molecular function: protein binding.
CCAUGGAGGGGCUCCCGGCAGCCGCCGUCGGGGGCGUGUUGGACCCGCCGCGUCCGAGCCCCUUCAGUCAGCUGGUCUACACCAGCAACGACUCUUAUGCGAUCCACCAUGGGGAUCUCAAGAAGAUCCACAAAGCUGCCUGGCAAGGCCAAGACCGGAAGCUGCAGAAGAUGAUGAAGAAGAAGAAGACAAUGGACCUGAACAUAAGAGACGCGAAGAAGAGGACUGCUCUCCACUUGGCCUGUGCCUACGGCCAUGAGAAAGUAGUAACAUUACUGGUAGACAUGAAGUGCUUGCUUGACAUCUGUGACGGCGAAAACAGGACACCUCUGAUGAAGGCUCUACAAUGCCGGAGGGAAGCUUGUGCAAACAUUCUGAUAGAUUCUGGUGCUGAUCCAACUAUCGUAGAUGUGUAUGGCAACACGGCGCUCCACUAUGCAGUUUACAGUGAGAGUUUGUCAGUCGUGGCAAAACUGCUGUCCCAUGGUGCAGACAUUGAAGUGAAAAACAAGGCUGGCCUCACACCACUUUUACUGGCCAUAACAAAAAGAAGCGAGCAAAUUGUGGAAUUUUUACUGACAAAAAAUGCAAAUGCAAAUGCAGUUAAUAACGUUACAUGCACAGCCCUCAUGCUUGCAGUAUGUCAUGGGUCAUCAGAGAUAGUCGGCAGGUUUCUUCAGCAAAAUGUUGACAUCUAUGCUGAAGAUAUGCUUGGAAUGACUGCAGAACGUUACGCUGUCGCUUGUGGAUUUGAUAACAUUCAUCAACAACUUUUGGAAUAUAUGCAAAAGAUAUCUAAAAAUCCUCAAAAUAGCAAUCCAGAAGGAACACCUGACAAGGCUGCACCCUUGGCAGAGAAAACGCCUGAUGAGGCUACACCUGUGAUGGAGAGAAGGCCUGAGGAGGCUGAACGUUUGGUGGAGGGAAGGCCUCAUGAGACUGAAUGCUCGGCUGAAAGAAUGCCUGAGGAGGCUGCACCCUUGGUGGAAGUUAUGCCUGAGGAGGCUGCACCCUUGGUGAAAAUGCCUGACAAGGCUUCACCCAUGGUGGAAAGAACGUCUGAGGAGGCUGAAAGCUUGGGGGAGGAAACCACUGAUGAGGCUGCAGGACUGAUGGAAAGAAAGCCUGAGGAGGCUGCACCCUUGGUGGAAAAAGUGCCUGAGGAGGCUGCACCCUUGGUGGAAGUAAUGCCUAAGGAGGCUGCACCCUUGGUGGAAGUAAUGCCUGAGGAGGCUGCACCCUUGGUGGAAGUAAUGCCUGAGGAGGCUGCACCCUUGGUGGAAGUAAUGCCUGAGGAGGCUGCACCCUUGGUGAAAAUGCCUGACAAGGCUGCACCCAUGGUGGAAAGAACGUCUGAGGAGGCUGAAAGCUUGGGGGAGGAAACCACUGAUGAGGCUGCAGGACUGACGGAAAGAAAGCCUGAGGAGGCUGCACCCUUGGUGGAAAAAGUGCCUGAGGAGCCUGAAUGCUGGGAAGGAAGAAGGCCUGAUGAGUCUGAAAGCAUGGAGGGAAGAACGCUUGAGGAGGCUGAAAGCCAGGCGGAGGGAUCGCCUGACUGUGACUAG